AUGGGAGUUCAAGAAAACGACACUCUCUCACAAUUGAGUUUACCACCUGGCUUUCGAUUUUACCCAACCGAUGAAGAACUUCUUGUUCAAUAUCUAUGUCGCAAAGUAGCCGGUCAUCAUUUUUCUCUUCCAAUUAUUGCUGAAAUUGAUCUCUAUAAAUUCGACCCUUGGAUCCUUCCAAGUAAAGCGAUUUUUGGUGAGAAAGAAUGGUAUUUCUUUAGCCCAAGAGAUAGAAAGUACCCAAACGGGACUCGACCCAAUAGAGUAGCUGGGUCUGGAUAUUGGAAAGCUACUGGAACUGAUAAAAUUAUCACAAACGAAGGUAGAAAAGUUGGAAUCAAAAAAGCACUUGUUUUCUAUAUUGGAAAAGCUCCUAAAGGCACCAAAACUAAUUGGAUUAUGCAUGAGUAUCGUUUACUUGAUUCUUCUCGAAACAACGGUGGCACCAAGUUAGAUGAUUGGGUUCUGUGUCGAAUAUACAAGAAAAACUCAAGCGCACAAAAAGCGAAUCCAAACGGCGUCGUUUCGAGCAGGGAAUACACACAAUACAGCAACGGUUCAUCUUCGUCUUCUUCUUCCCACAUCGAUGAAGUUCUGGAAACUCUUCCGGAAAUCGACGACCGUUGUUUCAUGCUGCCACGUGUUAAUUCGCUCAGAACGAUGCAGCAUCGUCAACAAGAAGAAGAGAAGGUGAAUCUUCAAAAUAGUUUCAUGGAUUGGUCUAAUCCUUCGUCAAUUUUGAAUACUGUGACGGAGUUUCAAGAAGCGCAAACUCAAGGGAUGGUGAAUUUUGGUGGUUGCAAUGACGUUUAUGUCCCUUCUGUUUCUGCGUUAUCGGUGCCGGAGAAGAAACCGACGGAGGAGGAGGUUCAGAGUGGGGCGAGAGCGAACCGGGUUGGGGAUUCUGGUUUAUUUCAACGCGGUGGUUCGAGUGAUUUUACUCAAGGAAUGGGGUAUUCUAAUUCGGUUGACCCGUUUGGUUUUAGAUACCCGGUUCAACCGGUUGGAUAUGGGUUCGGGCUAUGA
This is a messenger RNA of Lathyrus sativus (Indian pea), 1026 nucleotides long. The record is from the annotation of a GenBank genome assembly. NCBI's taxonomy places the organism in Eukaryota, Viridiplantae, Streptophyta, Magnoliopsida, Fabales, Fabaceae.